AUGGGGAGUUUCAGUCCAAUGGCAUAGUCCUGGUAAGGACUGGGAGUUAACAAGUCUUUUUCCUAUGUGAACUUUUUUCCCCUCUUCUGAAAGGAAAGGGUGGGUGGUAGGAAGCCCCCGUUUGACUGCCGACUGAGAUGCCAGCAAAGAGUUAAGGUGAGAGAGACGUGAAUCCUAGAGAAGGCAAAAGGGAUCGUGAUUGGCCACACUCUCUUCCUGCCCCGCCCUCUUCGCUGUGGAAGAGGAGGACUUCCGGGGUCAUUUCUUGCAAGGAACCCCACCCCUGCCUGGGAGGAGAGGAGGAGGAGGGUGAUGAAGGCCAAGGAAUCGGGAGGAGUAAGUGGGUGGGAGACCAAAGCCCAGGAGAAGUUUCUGCUGCAAGGACCAGUCUGUUGGUGAAACAACUUUGGCCUUCUUGGAGGCUGCCUCUGGAGCAAGGAAUUGGAGAUGGCAAUGCAAGACUCAGGUGGCCCAGAGACCAUCAAGGCUGGGAGCGGUGAGGAAUUAUGGGAAAGGACUCUGCAGGAAAUCCUGCAGGAGGAGACGCUCCCUUCAGAUGCACAGCUCCAACACUUCAGGCAAUUCCGCUACCAGGAGGUUGAGGGACCCCGAAAGGUUUGCAGCCGACUCCACCACCUUUGCCGACGGUGGCUCAAACCAGAGCAGCACACAAAACACCAGAUCAUGGACCUUGUGAUCCUGGAGCAGUUUCUGACCAUCCUGCCCCCGGAGGUGGAGAGCUGGGUGAGGGAAUGUGGAGCAGAAACCAGUUCGCAGGCAGUGGCCCUGGCAGAAGGUUUCCUCCUGAGCCAGGCAGAGGCCAAGAAGCAGGAAGAGCAGCAGGUGCAGGGGCCAUUAGCAGAAGCAAACCUCUUGGUUUUUGAGGCAGAGAAGACUCUAUCAGAUGCCAGAUUGAAGCUGCUGCACGGAGGGAGCUUUCGGGAGGAUCAUGCUGCUACCAUUUCACUGGUUCAUGGAAGACCACUGGAGGUGUUGACAAGCUCAUGGCUCCCCUGUGUGGAUGGAGAAACAGCUUCUACCCAACCAGGUCAGGUAGGAGAGGGAUCAAGUGGGGGACAGCCUAGGUGCCUUUCCCUGAGCCUGAAAUAAUAUUUGCCUCUCUGUGAUCUGCCCACUAGGAAGGCCAGGAGGCCAUGAAUCCUGCCAGAAGAUUCUUAGCUGCUUCAUUUUAAUUCUCCUCAGAGAUUUGUGUAUGGGCAGGGGCACACCUAGGAAAUUUGGACACCCAGACCACACACACACACACACACACACACACACACACACCCCGCAAGGCCAUGCAAAACCUUCUUUGGGGAGCCUGCUCUGCCAAACCUCUGCCAGUUUUUCUAUUUUUAAAUUUCUUACUGUGUCUGAGGGGCGGCUGCGGGGGUGGGGAGCAGAGUAGUCACUCUCCCCACCCAGCACCGGGGACCAGAGCAACACUGGGCCCGUCCAUUCAGACCAGCAUCUUUUAGUAACUGCGAGGUGCACCUGUGCAGUUUAGCAGUCAGUCCCCACUGCCGGAAGGAGAGGGAGGAAGGGCUGCUCUGCUCUCCCACCCCACCACAGCCACGCCUGGUGUUAGCAAUCCAGCCACCCAGAAGGGAAGUCCAGGAAGGUAGUCCACAAUACAAACUGGGCUGCAGAAACGAAACACAGUUCAGAAUAGUUCUCUCUAUAUGGCUUGGGCUGAAAGUUGCCGACACAAGGGUUGACAAAUGUUGUCUUCUAGCGGCUAACAGAAAGCUGUUGAUGUGCUUUAUAGUCCAAGCUGAUAACUCUCAGCUGGCAGGGAUUCAAGGCUUAUCAGCCCUCUGCAAGAGGCAUUUACUCCUCCUGAUAGUUUCCAGCUGUGCUCUUCGCCUUGUGACAAGGCGUUGCUGUGGAGUCAGUGUGGGUUGCCUGCCCGGCUCAUCUUCUAGUCUGUCCCUCGCUGUCUCUGCUGCCUCAGACUGCUGUGCCUGCUCUGAAACAUCCGCCGGACCUUCCUCAGCCAUCUCUUGGGAACUGACAGCUGGGCUCUGCCCCUUGGGCACCCCUGCAUCAGCUGAAAGGCUGUCAGCUUCCCCUUCCUCCUCGCUAUCUAAGAUUGAGGCCGUGACACUCGGACACAGUAAUAAUUUUUUUUUAAAAAAAAAAGAACAGCGGAGGUUUGGGGGGCAGCCCUGGGGGGGUUGACGGAGGCACACAGCCACGGACAUUGGGAAGUGCUUCCCGGACCUUGGAGGACUGGACUGGGCCCCCAAGGUCCGGGGGUUAGAGCACCACUGUGUAUAGGGGUGGGGGGACUGUUUUCUGCCCUGUGAGUCAGAUAUGUUCU
Molecule: messenger RNA, 2323 nt
Organism: Hemicordylus capensis (graceful crag lizard)
Lineage: Eukaryota; Metazoa; Chordata; Lepidosauria; Squamata; Cordylidae
Product: zinc finger protein with KRAB and SCAN domains 3-like
Exons: 4
Coding region: 448-1110 (220 amino acids)
Source: RefSeq, a predicted model, not a curated record